CGGUAGCGCGAGGACACAACAGCACACGCAACAGCCGGUUCUGUUCGGGUCCCUCCACCCUCCCCCACGGUGCCAUACGCCACACGGAGCGCGUUCGCGUUAGUAGACACCGGAGUGAGCUGCGUGUGUGCGAUAACAGGAGAGUAAGAGCGAUCGGGAGAGCGAAGGAAAAAGAUAGUGGGAAAGAGCGAGAGAGGCUGUGGCAACAUCCUCCAUCCUCGCAUGUAGAGUGCGCGCGCGCGCACCCCCGUGAGACGUGAGAUGAGCGUGCGAUUCCGGCGCGGUUUUCCCGAUCGUACGAACCGCGUGUUUUGGUGAGCUGUGUCUGUCCCCAUUGCUAGCUGUCAAACGGGGGCCCUUUUUCGCCCCACUGUUUUCCGCGUGCGUGCGUGUGUGUGUGUGUCUGUCUGCAGCAGUUCGGUCGCGCACGGUGCGCGCUUAUUGUGAUUGUUGUGUGCACCACGUGUGUGCAUCGAUAUUCGAAAUUGUGGUGCGUGAGACGUCGUCAGAGGAAGAAGAGGAAGAAGCAAAAGAAGAGUAAAAACAGCAUCCCCUCCCCCCUUUCCCACCCUCGUUUGUCAAAAAACCGCCGAUCAAAAGUGUCUGCUGGGUGGAUUCCACCGCCCGUGCGCCGAGACGGUGGGAGUGCGCCAUCUUGGUUGCCAUUCGCGCGUCCCGCCGUCGCCAUCGCGGUCGCGCAAUUUUGUCGUGGCAUUCGACGGCCUCUCCUCUGUCUCCCUCCACCCGGUGUCCUGUUGUCGCGUGUGAGUGUGUGUCCCAGUUUAUUAUUAGACCUCGUGAGUCUCGUGAAAGCCGGCCGAAAAGUGCGCGCACCCCGACAGCACCAGUGUACGGGUACGGUACCGGCAGAGCGCGUAGUGCUGUGUUUUUGUGUGUGAGUGUUCCUCAAUGCAAGCAGGCCUCCCCUCCCCCUCUCCCCCACUCUACAGCUGUGUGCCAACCAGCAGAAGCGUCAAGUGCGUGCGGGUACUUCCCGGCCCUGCUCCGCCCGAAAGGGGUACAAUAAUUUGCAUUUUCAUAUGCAAACUAGCGGAUGCACUUGCACCAGUUGCGCGACUGUCUGUCUGUGUGUGUGUGUGUGUCCGUGCAUAUCCGUGCUGGCGGGUCGUGAUUUGCAUUUGCGGUUUGUGCAGGAACCCAUAAUGCGGUCUCGGUGUCUGGUGGCGUGUGCGCUUGGCUGAGACAGAAAAGGGCCAUUCUGGGUGUCGCCGUCGUUCAGGUGUUGUGGCCUUCGCGGCAAAUGUGUGCUCCAGCGGCUUGCUGGAGCUAGCUGAAAGUAGUGAGCGGAAAAGUGUGCAUGUGUGUUUGUGUGUGUGAGAGCUCGUUUUGUUCAUCACAAGUGCAACUGACCCAGCGAGCGAACGAGUGCGCGCGGUGCCGUUCCGGUACACCACAUCCGGUGCGGAACUUUGUGCUCACACACGGGAAGCUCAGUGAAGGUACGCUUGUGUGUGUUUGUGUUUUAGAACGUGUUGGAAGUAAUGGUCAUCCAUGAUAAAAAGUGCUAAAAAGUGAAACAACGCAAACAAACAAACAGAAGUCUGCAAACAAAUAAGCGUUUCAGUGUGGGUUUGAAGUGAAGUUUUGUGCUAAGUAAAGUAACAAACAGUGAUCAAAUACAGCCUAAAUACAAAAAAGUGUUUAUAGAAGCAUAAGAUUUGACAAGUGAAAAGUGUGCACCGUGUACAAGAAAAAGGCGAUCAAAAAUAACAAGGUUAAUUUUCGUAGUGACAACUGCCACCGGAAACGCCGGGUGUCGUGGGCGGAGGGGGGCCCCGUUUUAGUGCGUGUGCAUCCUCCUUUCCGGUUUUACGGGCGUGGUCGGCGCGUGAUGGUGAGGUGCACCGCCGGGUGGCUAACGGCAGCCGUGGGUAGCUGUGGUGGCAGUGGGUCACCCCAACGGUGAACACCGGUCGUCGCAGUGGCCCCCCAGAAUGUGUCCAGUGGUGCCGCGGGGGCCAGCCGAGCGUACGGGCUCAUACUAAUGCUGCUGACUUCACUGCUCUCGUCGGCGUGUUCCCUAGCGGUGCCAUCGGCGGCACAGAAACACUACAGCGGCAGCGGAGGCGGCGGCGGUGGGUUCAGCGAUCAAAAUCACGGCACACUGUCCGCCUCAUCACCAUCAACCGUCGGCACCACACCGUCCACCCUGACGCUCCUUCACGUGGUGCAGCAGCAGCAGCAGCCGGAGCGGAAGCAGCAUGGCAACCACCGGCGACCCGCUGAGCCGACCGCUGCUCUCGGAGCAGACGGGGAGCACGAGUACGGCCAGUGGCCCGACCAUCCCGAUCUGUACAAUCUUACCCUGACGGCGAUGCGCCAGUACCUGCGCAACCACCUGAACGCGUCCCGGUACGGGAAGGCACCGCGCAAGCGCUCCCAUCUGCACGUGGACGCGGUGGACGUGGAGUUCUACCGGCGGUUCAAGGAGUUCAACACCAGCCAGGCCGUGCUGGAUGGAGUGGCCGGUCUGGGGUCGUAUCCGCUCGGUCCUACCCCGAACGGUUCGGUCGGGAUCGGCACGGACGCGGUGGAUCGCGAUGGUCCAGCGGAACCGUUGCCGAGCGUGGUGAACGUUACGUCCGUGCCGGUGGCGUCCUCAUCGGUGGCACCGCCGGCCACCACCGGUCAGCGCGAUUACAGCGUCCUCAUGGACGAUCCGCGCGGCUACAUCACGGUGCCCUCCUCGUUCCCGUUGCGGCCGGGCAAAACGUCCACCACUUGGAACUCCAACUUCGCCCAGCACAGAGGCUACAUCUACUGGUUGGUGUCGUUCUCCGUGCUCUGCGCCCUGGUCCUUGGGCUGUUCGGCGUGUUUCGCUGCCUGCGUGCGACAACCACCGGUACGCGAGCGACCGCCGAAGCGCUGACGCUGCCGAUCCAGUUCCUCACCGACGAUCUCGCUCCUCUAGACGCCAACUUGAACCACCUGCCGGUACCCAUGCUAUCGGUACAGUCACCGGGCUGCGCGGGGAUGGAGCGGCUCGGCGUUCCUGCCCGCGGUUCCAUCGGAUCACCUCCAUUACGGAACGAACGGGCGGGCUUCCAUCACCAACAGCAGUCACAACAGCAGCAACAGCAGCAGCAGCAGCAGCAGCAGCAGCAGCAAUCGCAACAAACUCCACAACAGCAGCAACAGCAGCAACAGUCAGCGCAACAGCAGCAACAAUUGCAGCAAAACCACCACCGCCAUCAUCAUCAUCACAAUCACCACCAUCAUCCACACCAGUAUCAUCAGCAGACGGUGGCGUCAUCCGGGCACAGCAACCUGCGGUUCAGCAGCAGCGAUCUGAUACUGAGCAGCACCACCAGUAGCAACUUUCGCAGCAACAACCACAAUCAAUCCUAUCUGUUCAUUCCGCACCAAUCGAACAACGUCGGUGGUGGUGGUGGUGGUGGUGGUAGUAGUAGUGGUAGCAGUAGCAUCAACUACAAGACGCACUAUAGCAAUAGCUCGUACGGUGGCAGUAGCAUCGGCAGCUCGGCCAGCUCCAACCCGGUGACGACCGGCUUCCCGCACUGCAUCUACCAUGUGCCGCUGCCGGACGGGGAGUUUGGUCCGGAUCGGGACCUGCGGAUACGGACACCGUGCCAGCAAUCGGAAAUACCUCGAACGUACGUGAAAGCCCCACCGAACAAGACCGUGCGUGACGUGCCCGUGCAGUACCAGUCGACGGGUGGGAUCACGACGCACGGCACCACCACCACCGCCACCAUGACCGGUACCGGCGGCAGCUCCAGCCUCGCCAGCUCCAUGGUCGACGUCGCGAGCUACUACGGCAGCGCGAAGACAAUCGCCGGACGGCCGGCGGGCGACGGUGGCCGUCUGGCAGCGGCCACACCCGGGCCCAGUUUAGGCGGUGGCACCACGAGCAGCAGCAGCAGCGCCGCCUGUCAGCAGAAAUCGGUCGACAAGCUGCAGAAGAUUUUCCGGUUUUUGCCAGGUAAAGCCACUAAAUCUUCCACUUCAUCAUCAUCAUCGUCGUCCUCCUCGUCGACGUCGUCGUCGUCGUCCUCUGCUUCCUCCACCUCGUCAUCCUGCGGCGGUGGCAUGAAGCACGCCAGUAAUAUUAACAACAAUCAUCAAGGCGCUGGCACGGGCGUGCUGCCCGGCAGCAGCCACACUAGCAGCACCGCCAGUCUCAACAACAACAACGUCGGCGGCGGCGGCGCCCUCGGUAGCAUAAGCGGAUCCUAUGGACCUAGCAGUAGUAGCGUUAUUAGUAGCAAUCACGCCAACAACAAUCGCGUCGGGUGCGGUGUUGGCGGCAGUAGCGGUAGCAGCGGCGGCGCCAGUAGCGCUGGCAGCAACAUUCGAGUCGAUGGUCGCGGCGGCUUAAGCUUAGCGGCGCCCGGUGCCGGCAUCCACAAUCACAACCAGCACUAUCGAUCUCCUCCCACGCCGGCGGUGGUGGCGGCCACCUCACCGACCUCCUCGUCGGUGUCCUCCUCGUCCACGGCGUCCUCCCCGACAUCGUUAAGCGGCGCGAGGCCAUCGGAAGCGACCGGCCCGGGCGCGGAACCGGGCCACGCACCCUUCACGAUGUGACCGACGGUAAGCGGCGGUGGCGGUGGACGACGCAUCGUGGGCAGUGCAGUGAGCAGUCUUUGAAUUAGGCCUGCCUUCGCGCGCAUCAUCUUGCCCGAUCGUCGCAUCCUCCGUCGUUGGCCGCGAAGCCGCUUAGUGUCGAACCCCAAUUAUUUAGCUAAUCGAUGUCGUGAUACUAUUUGUGAUGAAGAGUUAGAAAUGGGCAUGGAGUGACGGGCUCUGGAGUGUGCUGGUUGUGUUGCGGUGGCGAUGCGGGAUGAGCUGCUAAAGUAAGGGAUGGACUGGAUUGGUUUGUGGGGCAAGCAAACAAAAGCUGUCAAAUAGCAUUGCGGGUCGCAACGAAUCGAAAGGCCAAGUACAAAUCUUAGCUCUACUGUGACUGCGCGAGCGUGUUGAUCGUUUUCUUCGGUAACGGUAACAAAUAGGAUCGUUUGUAACGUGUAACGUCUGCUCCAUUUUGUAUUGCACUGUGACCGAUACUAGUCAUAGAAUUGUAAUUCGUGGAAGGUGCCUUUCCACGAUCUUACCUUGGUCGUUGUGUUCUACGGCAAAGCGUGCUCUACACGCGCCCACUGGAUGUUUUUAUUCGUGAAAUCUUAUUCAAACUAAUGUAAAAAACCCCAACAUUAAAACAUUGGAUCGAUCGUUGAGAUUGAUUUUUUAUUGUUGUCGUGUUGCUCCUUACAACUCCUAGCUCCUUACAACUCUCCCCUAUCGAGCUCAUGAGCCUGCUUCGAAGCCUCAAAACCCGCGUCAGAGCAAUGUUUAAAUAGGAAGUAGCAAAUAUUAAUCGUAGAACAUAUAACAAAAAAAACACACACACACACACGCCGCUGGAACUAAUUUAGUCCGCUCUGACCAUAUACUCUUGUAUUGCCCAGUGACAGCAAACAUAAACAUAAACAACACAGCCUGAAGAAGAUAAGGCAGGAGGCUGCACACGGGCCAGCAUUAACAGCGAUGAAGGGGAGGAGCAGUACAUUUAAAAAAAAAAACAGGAAAGGAAGAACACGGUUAAAAAAAGUAAAUACACAAAAAGAAUCGAGCUGUACAUUUUAUGCGCGUAUCUUAAGAUUUCUAAGCAUAACUAAACUAUAAAACUAGAUUUUUAAAAGCAAACACCAUAGGUAGAGAGCGAGCGAGAAACGAUGAACGAAAUGGAUUAGGUGGAAACGGUAGAAUGGAAACGUAACGCGAAUGGAUUGAACCGAACGGGAGUAAAGGAAGGGAAAAGAAGGUGAACAAUAUUGUAAAAAAACUAUUAUAAAUUAAACUAAAACAAACUUCGAUGUGCAACAACACACCCUAUGCGGUUUAGGAGAGCGUGAGCGAGCACAGCAUUGAAAAUGGGGGGGGGGAAAGAAGUACGAGAAGUACACGCGGUUUAUUUAGUCGAAAUCGAGCGCAAGAAAGGGAAGAGAAAACACGUGGUAAAACACACACCCACUCAAAAAUACACUUAUACCAGGUGACAACCAACAAGUAAACCAAUGAAUAAAGGGAAAAAUAAGCGCGAACCAGGGCCGCGUUAAAGGAUAAAUAUGUGUGUGUGUGUGGUUGGGAUGCGUCGUUGUUGCGUUUGUGGUGUGAUUCGAAAGAAAGCGUGCCGACGACGUCUGUCUCUCACUUUCUCAUUCUUCCCCGACAGACGGGCGCGUUCCUGACGGACGGCGAAAGCAAGGACGAACUCUAUGAGCAGGUGUGUACGUGUGUUGAAAUGUGUGUGUUUGUGUGUCAGUGUGAUGGAAUGGAAUCUAGCAAAAAUGUUCUAUUUGUUAUAAGUUGUAUUAUUUAAGUAAAUCAAUUUGUCACGUGCGAGAAGUAUGUGUGUGGGUAGGGGUGGUGAGUGUGAAUCAUGUUUGCAUGUUUUUUCGUCAUAUGUGUGAGUGUGUGUGUGGUUAAACAAAGAGAGAGAGAGAGAGAGAGAGAAAGAGAGAGAGAACGCGAGGGAAAGAUAUAAGCAUUCAUAGGAGAAAUAAUGAUGAGUCAAUCAAAGAUAAACAUAAUUCAUAGACAAAUAUGCCCAAUACUACCUACACUUGCUCACAACAGCACACAUAGAACGUCAGCAUGCAAUGCUGAUCGAAGAAUAAUAACACACACACACACAAAACACAGUGUAACUCAAACGUAUCGCUUAGUAAUCGCUUAGUAAACAGAAGCUCCUUACAUGGACGAGGAGGCAAGGCAUUCGAAUCAAUAGUCAUACAUGUUCUGCAAUAAACAGGAAACCGAAGGAUAAUAAUAACGAAAUACUAACUACCACCACUACUGGCUACUACCACAACUACUACUACUACUACUAGUACUAUUCAUUACUGUUACUAUCAAUAUUGCUGCAUCGUAUAACCGGAUAGAGACAGUUGCCGCAAAGCCAUUUACCAACAACAGCAAAAUACAAUAAAACAAACUACUGCUUCUGCUACUAAACACAAACGCUCGCUCGUAAAAACCUAACCUACAAUUUGUGUGCCACAAAUGUUCACCUCAAAUUGCAAACAAAACAGCAACAGACACAAACACUAACUGCCCCUGCAAGACGGGGUCCACUGAAUGCAUACAUUUUCCUCACAUAACAAAACAAUAAAUGCCGUUCUUUCUGAAAAAAAAACAAUAAAUGAAAAUAGCGCAACAAAACCAGAGAGUAAUGACACCAGAAAGCGAAGAAUAGGAUAAGAAAAUAGAAGGACUAACAAACAAAACAAACAGAAGGUAAAACAAUGGACAACAGUUCAGCGUUUGCUCUCUGCAGCGCCAACUACAGCGAAAAAAGCGAAACUAAAACUACCUUUUAGCUAAAUAAUGUGUGUACUAAUGACACUUGUGUAAACACCUUUUUAUUUAGCGAAUGCAACAACCACGCAAAAAAGUAACAACAAGAAGGAGAAGAAAAACCGCACACCAGGAAUCCACUAUAACUACUACCACUACUACUAAUACUACUUACGACUACUACUAACUACUACAACUACUUGGCUGGGAAUGUGUAAUCUUUCUAAUAGUAUGAAAAUGUGUGAAGCACCAGAACCAGCAAAAUGAAGAGAGAGAGAGAGAGAGAGAGAGAGAGAGAGAGAGAGAGAGAGAGAGAGAGAGAGAGAGAGAGAGAGAGAGAGAGAAACUGCUGAACAGGGAGCUGAAGAGUUUUAAAGAGAGACGUUUAUUAUCUUAACUAUUAUAGUUUCAAUUAGCAUGGAUUAUUGUCAGUACUAAUGUUAUUAUUUAAAAGGGGAAAGGCCCCUUUACAACUAGACCCCCCGUGCAUGUCAAACAGGCGCGGUGAGUGUGGUGUAAAAAAAAACAGUGAAACGGCUCUAGCGAUAAGAAAAAGGCAGAAGGGAAAGUCAACAGAGUGGAGUGGAGUUGAGAUAGGAAAAUUUGUAAAACAAGUAAAGCAAGUAAGGCAAGGGCGACAAAAAAGAAGGAGAACGGUUCGUCCACGGAACGCGCCUAAAUGUAGGCAAUGCAUUAUACUUCCUUUUAAUGUAAGCUACCGAUGGGGACGGUGUGUGUUUGUGUGUGCCUAUGCUGCCGGGAGUGAAAAUAGGGACAGAAACGGAGUGUGUUCUUCAAACACAUACAUACACACCAGGUAACGAGAUAAACAAAAAAUAUAUUUAUUGUGUAGACGUUCUUUUUUUGUUUCUUAUUGUAAUAAUGAUGGGUAACAACAGUAAUGCAAAUGUGUUUUAUUUUAGAUCAAAUGGUUAGGAGUAGCCCGAUAGCGAGUGAGAGAUAGAGAGAGAGAGAAGGAGAGAGAGAGAGAGAGAGAGAGAGAGAGAGAGCAGAUCAGGGUUCACCAUGUGUGGCUUAAUUUGCGCCCGAGUUUGGCCAGCUUCAGGGGAAAGGGUUGAUUGUUUGUAGACAAACGAGCAGAAAAGAGCAGCAAGAUUUGAUCUGUUGCAUAGUGAAUUGGAAAAUCCAAACCCUUGAAACUGAGCCAAUCUCGCCCCAAAAAAAAAGGCGCACAUAACGAACCUUGUAGCAGAGCGGCGAGCAGAGCUAGGUAAAAUGUGCUCGUAACAGAGUUGGCAAGAAGGCAGACCGGUGCGUGUAGUGAAAGUGAAUGUAUGACAAAUUUGUGAUAAAUAUUUAUUUAACGAAUGAUUAGUAUCGACAUUUGAUGAUUCGAUGGUGGUCAGCAGCAUGUGCCAGCAGGUUGUAACGAGGGUGUAUGCGGGAGCGAAGGAGGAAAGAUUGGAAACUCAUCAAAGUUGGAAAUCGGCGGACUAGAGGUCAACUUGAUCAGCGAAAUUAACGAGGAUUAUUUAUUUGUUUUGUUGCACGUCGAUUACAGGCUUCCUUUCCAUUUUAUAACGGAAGGACCUUCCCUUUUUAUUCAUUCACAAAAAUAGGCAUUUGAUCUUGCUGGUAGCGAUUAAAGAGUACAGCGUUCCACAGCACACAGCGCAAUAGUAGCAAAGGCAGUAUCAAUCUUAUACCCCGCCGUGUAACUGCUGUUUAGCAUGAAAACAUCAACAUAUUUAAAUCGGCAUUAAACUUGGAACUAUCGACAGAGAAAGAGAGCAAGAAACAUGAUCGGAAAGGGAUGCAGCAGCGUGCAGAGUAGAGAAGAAGAAAAAAAUGGAAAAAAGAAACUGAAAUCGAAAUGUGAUAAAUGGUAACGGAAUGGAAAAUCGAUUGUACGUGUGCGCGUGUAUGUGUGCGUAUGUGUGUGUGUGGGUGUAUGUAUGUAUGCUCACAGCGUCACGUGCUCUCCCAUUGCACAGUGGAGCGGUGUGUGUGUUCAUUGAAAGCUCUGGUGUUCAUUAAUUCAUUAAGGGUGUGUCUAGCAACAUGUGGAUGUGACGACAUGGGUUGAUGCAAAAGCGAACCCUUCCAGUUGCGGAAGAGCAGUCGCGCGGUCCAAUCAUUCUUUGCAUAGGCAUCGAUAGAAACAACAAGAAAGAUCGAAAAUGAUCUAUAGAAAAGAAAGGAAAAAAGGACCAGAGUGUGCAACUUGGACGUGUGUCCUGUGGUUCUGUCUGUGUGCACUGCGCGUGCAAGCGGGAAGGGGCUGAAGCGAGUUUCUUCGGCUACGGUGAUGAUGUUUAAACUUAUCCUAAUCGAAUCGUUGUUUUUUGAUAGCGUAGACUAAAUAAUUAAAUCCGUGUUCUGUGCAUCAGGCUAAUCAACGCAAGUGAGCGGGAGUGGGAGGGAGAGAGAACAAGAAAAACAGAAGAAAAUCACCUAUUGGCGAAUGUUUGACGCUAAAAAGAAUGAAAAAAGAAUUUAAAAAAAAAAGAUGAACCAAAAAUUUGAUAUAACGUGAACUUGGGAUGAUGAGAAAAAUGGCAGAAUAAGCUCUUAUAAAUAUGAAUAUGAAACAGAAAGGAAAAAAAUACAGCAGGCGAAGAAGGAGGAGGAAAAAAUACAUAUUAAGAAUCGAACAUACAACUAAAGGAGAGAAAAUAGACAGCAACCGUAAUCGUGUAACGCGUAACGCUUCCCGCGAUUACGAUCAACCCCUUCAAACCAGGCAGCAGAUAAAGCAGACUUCCACUUAAGCGCUGGAGCGGCCCCGCAAGUGCUUGGCUUGGCGCUCUGUUCCUGUUUCGUUUUUUAAUUCGAUGCUUUCCGUACUUCUUUGUAAAUGGCGUCCUUUUGAUUUCAACCAUUUCCUUCCUAGCGGGGUGUAGCUCGAGGGGCGUUUGUUACCGAUCAUUCAAACGCAGUAAGUGUCCAAUAGCUUUAUACAAACGAAUGAUAACUCAAGUAAUGCAUACCAGGACCAGGUAGGGAGAGGUGAGGGGUGGAAUUGAUAGUUUUGUGUGCAGAAUAGGGAGAAAUAACAAACGCAAACAAACAAACAAACAAACAAACAUAAGAAAUGUUGUUUUGUGGAAGCAACUGAAACAAUAGAGCAAGGAAAACAAUAAUGAUUCAGAGCAGCAACACAAAUAGAUAUACAACAGGUGACACGCGGACAGUUAUAGCACAAUUAUGUAGUGUAACGUAAGUAUGUAAAGCCAAGCUAAUCCAACACACUCACACAUAAGAGAAAGAGCAGGAACAUAAUAAGAAAUUAAUCCAAUUAAAAAUACAACAGGAAAUAAAGUAAAAAAAAAAAACAAACAAACUAGAUAAAAGCUCGUUCCUUUUUGU
This is a messenger RNA of Anopheles arabiensis, 10672 nucleotides long. RefSeq names its product homeotic protein female sterile-like. The transcript has 5 exons. The record is from RefSeq and is a predicted model, not a curated record. Gene Ontology annotation, cellular component: nucleus. Gene Ontology annotation, molecular function: transcription cis-regulatory region binding. Gene Ontology annotation, biological process: regulation of transcription by RNA polymerase II. Lineage: Eukaryota; Metazoa; Arthropoda; Insecta; Diptera; Culicidae. The coding region runs from base 2006 to 4570 and encodes 854 amino acids.